GGAGGAGCCCGCGGGCCGCGAGAGCGUCGCGAAGGCGCUCGCCGAGGACGACGGGCCGGGACGGCGCCCCUCCAGGGCCCAGGCGGGGGCCGACCCGCUGACGGCGGCGGCCUCGGAGACGCAGCUCGCCUCGACGCGCGUCUCCACGAGCCGCCCAGUGCGAUUCUCCACCCCGGAGGAGGUGCGCUUCUCCUCGGGCCCGGGCAUGGCGCGCAUGAACAGCCUGGUGAGCUGCCACUCGGGCCGCGGAGUGUCGGCCAGGGAGAGGUCGCAGUUCGACGCCUUCGUCAGGGGCUCGAUGCAGGCUCUGAGGAAGAGCGCCAUGGAACCGACGCCACAAGACUCGAGCCUGGUGUCGCUCUUUGUGAAGAGCCGCUACUUCUCCCUGGGGUUCGGGGUCCUCAUCGUCCUGAGCACGGUGCUGAUCGGCGUCGAGACCCAGGUGCUCUCCAGUCUGUCCGCCGGGGAGACGGCGUCGGAUUCGCUGCUGGCGGCCCUGUCGUCCACGAACUACCUGCUCACCUUCCUGUUCACGGCGGAGAUUGCGCUGCGGCUGUACGUGCACGGGCUUCAUCCGGGAGAGGCUCACGCCUUGCUGGCCGUCCGCGGUGGUGGGAGGCCUGACGGGGUUGGCCUCGCCCCCCCUCCUCCUCCUCCUCCCCCUCCUCCUCCUCCUCGAUCCUC
Molecule: messenger RNA, 684 nt
Organism: Prorocentrum cordatum
Lineage: Eukaryota; Dinophyceae; Prorocentrales; Prorocentraceae
Source: the annotation of a GenBank genome assembly